GUUGCUCUCAAGUACAAGAAGCGCGAUGGUAUAUGUUGCAAUCCCUCUCAAACAUCCCCUCUCUCUCCAACGGCGUGCGGUCGUCCAACGCUCUUGGCUCGUGGAAAACCACACCCCUGCAACAAAACCAUUUGUUUACCUGGUUGCCAUCCCGUCGCGAAACCCCUACUAAACUUCACGACCACGAAACAUCGCUUCAACAUUUCCGCGCACGCCACGAGCCAACUCGUAAUUUGUCGAUUGAAUGAAGAAUGAUAUAUAACAUCUAGACGCCCACCUCUACGACACCAACAGCGCCGACAUACCCCGGACAUGGAGACGGAUAACCUGCGCACCGCGUCGGUGUACAUCAACAACUUACUCUUAUCGCGCGGCCUACUGAAGAAUGGACAGAACCUUGAUUUUGCGCACCCCGAGCAAGGGGAAGGGGGCUCAGAAGGAACAAUGGGGAGGAUUAUGGGGGUAGUCAAUGAUUUGAUCCUGCGACGAGACCGCGACGCAACCCAGCGCGAAAACCUCUCCAACACAAUCCGCACCCUCCGCGCCGACGCCCUGCGCCAAACCACCGACCUCACCCGUCUCCAAACCAAGCACGCCGAAGCGCAGCGAAAACUCGGGCUCUCUGAAGCGACAGAGCGGGCGCUAAGAGCUCAAUUACGUGGCGCGGAGGGCGCGGCGAGAGGCUUGCGCGAGGAGAUGGGACGGAUGCGGGUGCUGGUUGGGCAGGCGAGGGCGCUGUGCGCGAACGAGGUGAGGAAGAGGGAGAGGGUUAUUGAGGGGUUGAAGAAGCAUGUUGGGGAGGGGGGACGGGCGAGGGGGAGCGGAAAGACGGUGGGGGUUGCGACUGUUACGGUUUUAGCGGGGGUUGGGGGGGAGGAUGGGGGGGAGGGAGGGGUGGUGGCGGUGGGGGAGAGUGAUUAUGAUCUUAGGCAGGAGACGAAUGAGUUUUUGACGGAGCUGGCGAAGGGGUUGAGUGAGGAGAGCGAGAAUUUGGGGAUGUUGCUUAGGACGACGGUGGAGAGUUUGAAGGCGCUUUCGGGGUGGGAGGGGGAGGAGCGGGGGGGGAGGGGGGCGGAGUUGGUGAUUAGUGUUGAUGGCAGUUAUGAGAAUGUUGCGGCGGAGAUUGAUUCGGUGAUUGAGCACCUCCGGACGCUUUUGACGAAUCCGAGCUUCGUGCCUCUUGAGGAGGUGGAGGUGCGCGAGGAUGAGAUUAUUCGUCUUAGAGAGGGGUGGGAGAGAAUGGAGUCGAGGUGGAGGGAUGCGGUAAGGAUGAUGGAUGGGUGGAGGAAGAGGAUGGCGACGAGUGGACAGACUGUUAAUCUGGAGGAGCUGAAGGCUGGUCUGGAGCUGAGACCGGUCAGGGACCUAUGCGGCAAGGACCAGAAUACCCAGGACUUGGAGGAUGGCUAUGAAGAGGGCGAUACGCAGGCGGAUAUCGAUGCCAUGGACGACUCGCAGGUUCCAGGUGGAGAGGAUCUGACGCCAGAUCUGGAUGAAAUGAGCGAUGCCAGCUCGUUUGAAGAGGAGCCUGAAGACUUCGUUGUGGAGCCGACACCCCAAAUAACGGCUCCACCCGUGCCGACAGCGAAGCCUGUGGAAGAUGAGAUUGAGGAACAAAAGCAGAAACGAAGCGGGCGCGAACGGCGGGUCGAGCUCAGUAGUAGCCUCAACACACAAGAAGACAACAAGAAGAAGCGGAAACUCGACCCUCAUGCCCCUCCAAGCUCAACCUCGCGGGUUUCGAAACCGCGAACAGAUAGUAGCUCAGACAUCAGCAGCUCGCGUCGUACACCAGCACCACGCAAAGAGCAGGUCGCUGAAAGACAACCAGAGCCAGAAAUGGCUCCCGCGCCCUCAUCGUCCCCUGGCCCACCACCACAACUCUCGCCCCUCCGCCCAAUCCCCGACCCCAACCACAGGCGCAACAGCGAAUUCACCACCAUCGUCGAAGAAAACACCUGGGACUUCGCCCAAAUGGAGCGGUCUGACCCUGCCCCGCCAUCCGACGAGAUAUCCCUCCUCAAAACCUCUAAUGCGCACCACGACGCACCCCCGUUGAUGACCGAGCAAUCCGCCCGCCAGGGUGCUUCCACGCCCCUAAAAUUAACCGGCGCCUCGCGACCCCCCCGCCCGGCCUCGGCGAUGGCCCAGGAGAGCCCGCUGACUAUGGCGAGUAUAGCCGCGAAACUGGCGGCGACGGAGCGGGAAGCGGAUGCGGCGCGUGUGCGUGCUAAGUUGAAGGCGGCGAAGUUGAGUUCUGCGGCUGCGGCGACGAAUUUAGCACCCCCGUCGAGAAGGAGUGGGGAGGAGGGGGAGAGGGAGCCGGUUAAGGGCGGGGAUCUUGGGGGGGGGAGGAGGUGGAGGUUCCGAGGAAGAGGAAGGCGGCGGGGAGGUUGGGGACGAGGGCGAGUAGGAGGAGGAGUACGUUGA
Molecule: messenger RNA, 2430 nt
Organism: Pseudogymnoascus destructans
Lineage: Eukaryota; Fungi; Ascomycota; Leotiomycetes; Thelebolales; Thelebolaceae
Exons: 2
Coding region: 313-2430 (705 amino acids)
Source: RefSeq, a predicted model, not a curated record